AUGGAUUGCAAAAACUGUGAGCUGAAAGCCAGGCAUUUCUACUGCGCAGAGUGUCUACGCAAGCAUUUAUUAGACUUUAGGCGGAAGACACAGCACGCGGCUGCCGAGCGGGAUGAACAGGUAGCCAAGGCAUCCAGGGCUUUGCACUCCGUAGAAAGGGCGCGCAGGAGGAGAGCUGAUCUGGCCGAGCGCCAAGCCAGAGUACAGCAAGUCUCAGCAGCGCUAACGAAACUGAGGAAGGAAAAUGACAAAGCCCGCGAACGACUCAGGUCUCUCCGCGAAAGCCUAGCCACGCGACGGCGAAACAUCUCCGCAGCGAAACUCCUGCCCGUGCCUGCGCUCGACCCCAUCAUUUCGCGCGAAUCCCAGGAACUCUCUGCACUGUCGGAUACACUGGCACGGGCUCGCUCGGGCCUCGUGCAAGAGCUUGUGGAGGUGUUCCAUGUGGUGGAGGUUGGGGGGAGGCCGCCUAUAGGUGGGAAGGCGGGCACCAAAGGCGAGUGGACCAUCGGUGACUUGGUGCUCCCCGUGCCUGGUGAUAUACGGCGUUACCCUCCAGACCAUAUCAAUGCGGUCAUCACACAUACCAUCCAUUUCUUGGGGCUGCUGACUUUCUACCUCGGCAUCAAACUUCCGUUCGAGGUGACGUGGAGCGGUAAGAAGCUCGGUGUUGGUCAGCCUUGGAUUGGGGCUACCAGGGGCACCGAUCACGGCGGAUGGGCCAGAUGGUAUUCGAAACAGCCGUUACAUCUGUCUUCUGCGCCUGCGAGCACGAUGGGUCCCACGACUUCCGCGCCGCCGAUAUCCGCCUCGAUGUCCGAGUCAUAUGUCGAUGCUGCGGCGUCAUCCCAGUCUUCAUUCACGACAGCGUUUGCAAUGCUGCUGUACAACGUGUGCUACCUCGCGUACACGCAGUCCGUAGACGUGCCGCUUUCACAGGCCGGCGACGUCCUGAGCAACUUGUGGGCCGUUUGCUGCAGCUCAGAUCUGGGCCGCCGAUCGCAUGAGACUCACCCUUUGCUCCCCCCGCCUACGCCGCCCAGUUUCGGUCUUGACUUUGCGCAACUUUUGCAAGCGACGGCUGCCAGGCCUGUUCCUCGACAACGAGCGAAGGUGCAUCGCUCAUCUACUGAUACUCCUCGCCUCGUCCAUAAACCGCAAGCUAUAGCAGAGGAAGAAGACGGUUGGGAUCUUAUCGAGGAUGUUGAAGAGGGCAGUUUUGGUGGCUAGAGGACGCCUUUCUG
This is a messenger RNA of Gloeophyllum trabeum ATCC 11539, 1244 nucleotides long. RefSeq lists its product as uncharacterized. The coding region runs from base 1 to 1230 and encodes 409 amino acids. The transcript is spliced from 6 exons. The record is from RefSeq and is a predicted model, not a curated record. Gene Ontology annotation, cellular component: endosome; lytic vacuole. Lineage: Eukaryota; Fungi; Basidiomycota; Agaricomycetes; Gloeophyllales; Gloeophyllaceae. Gene Ontology annotation, biological process: SNARE complex assembly. Gene Ontology annotation, molecular function: SNARE binding.